AUGAGCUCCCCCAUCGGCAAGAGCCGCUCCCUUGUCGCCUUCCUCCGGCAGCUGCACCACCUGGGGCAGCCCCCCAGACCCGUGAUGUCUGCUGCGGGUGGGCCCCGUCGGCCGCGGGAGGUGCCCCUCUGCCCGGCGAUGGAGCGCGGCGAGGCGCAGGACGCGGCCGCCCUGCCCGGCCCCACCAACUGGCCGCUGCUGGGCAGCCUGCCGGAGAUCCUCUGGAAAGGCGGUCUCAAGAAACAGCACGACACGCUGGCGGAGUACCACCGGAAAUACGGCAAGAUUUUCCGCAUGAAGUUGGGUUCCUUCGACUCGGUGCACCUGGGCUCGCCGUGCCUGCUGGAAGCGCUGUACCGCACGGAGAGCGCGUACCCGCAGCGGCUGGAGGUCAAGCCCUGGAAGGCCUAUCGGGACUACCGCAGGGAGGCCUACGGGCUGCUGAUCCUCAACCGGGCAGGGCCAUGCCUUCCCGUCCAAGAAAGUCCAAAAGCGUUCUACAGAUUGCAGGGUUCAGACUUUAAGGCCAGACGAGGUUCUGAAGUCUUGGCUGAUUUUGUGGGUAGAAUGGAUGAGCUCUGUGAUGACAGAGGCCGCAUUGGAGACUUAUACAACGAGCUGAACAAAUGGUCGUUUGAAAGCAUCUGCCUCGUGCUGUAUGAAAAGAGAUUUGGACUCCUUCAGAAGAAUGUAGGGGAUGAAGCUCUGAACUUCAUCAUGGCCAUCAAAACGAUGAUGAGCACAUUUGGGAAGAUGAUGGUGACCCCGGUUGAGCUGCACAAGAGCCUCAACACCAAGGUCUGGCAGGCCCACACGCAGGCCUGGGACACCAUCUUCCGAGCAGUCAAAUCGUGCAUCAACAGCCGGUUGGAGCAAAGUUCCGAGCAGCUCAGCAUGGAUUUCCUUGGUGAUAUUUAUCGCCACAGCCAGCUUUCCAGGAAAGAACUGUACGCGGCCGUGACUGAGCUCCAGCUGGCUGCGGUGGAGACGACAGCAAACAGCUUGAUGUGGAUUCUCUACAAUUUAUCCCGCAAUCCCCACGUGCAACAAAAGCUUCUUCAGGAGAUUCAGAGUGUAUUGCCUGAGAAUCAGAUGCCACGGGCAGAGGACUUGAGGAAUAUGCCGUAUUUAAAAGCCUGCCUGAAAGAAUCCAUGAGGCUUACCCCAAGUGUGCCAUUUACAACCCGAACUCUUGACAAAGCCACGGUUCUGGGCGAAUAUGCUUUACCCAAAGGAACAGUGCUGAUGCUCAAUACCCAGGUGUUGGGAUCCAGUGAAGAUAAUUUUGAAGAUGCAACUCAGUUUAGGCCCGAACGGUGGCUUCAGGAGAAGAAAAAGAUCAAUCCUUUUGCGCAUCUUCCAUUCGGCAUUGGGAAGAGAAUGUGCAUUGGUCGCCGACUAGCCGAGCUCCAGCUUCACUUGGCCCUGUGCUGGAUCGUCCGCAAGUACAACAUCGUGGCCACCGACCACGAGCCCGUGGAGAUGCUGCACCUGGGCAUCCUGGUGCCCAGCCGGGAGCUCCCCAUAGCCUUCCACCGGCGGUGA
Molecule: messenger RNA, 1545 nt
Organism: Suricata suricatta (meerkat)
Lineage: Eukaryota; Metazoa; Chordata; Mammalia; Carnivora; Herpestidae
Product: 1,25-dihydroxyvitamin D(3) 24-hydroxylase, mitochondrial
Exons: 11
Coding region: 1-1545 (514 amino acids)
Biological process (GO): C21-steroid hormone biosynthetic process; cortisol metabolic process; cellular response to peptide hormone stimulus
Cellular component (GO): mitochondrial inner membrane
Molecular function (GO): oxidoreductase activity, acting on paired donors, with incorporation or reduction of molecular oxygen; monooxygenase activity; iron ion binding
Source: RefSeq, a predicted model, not a curated record